This is a messenger RNA of Prorocentrum cordatum, 1566 nucleotides long. The record is from the annotation of a GenBank genome assembly. NCBI's taxonomy places the organism in Eukaryota, Dinophyceae, Prorocentrales, Prorocentraceae.
AUGCGGCUGGCUGGGCUCAUCGGGCUGGCGCUGGCCGCGGUGUUGCCGCCGGCCGCGCGCGGUGGUGACGAUGACCCGCCCGACGCGGCCGACGCGGUGGCGGCCCUGCUCGCAGAGGCGCAGGAGGCGCAGGAGGGGCCAGGCGAGCUGAUCGCGCUGCCCCCUAUGGCCAUGGGGGGGCCCAUGAUGAUGGGGCCCUUCGCGCAUGUCGGCGGCGGCCCAGUGGCGAUACACAUGGGGCCGGAGGUGCUGGAGAUGGGCAUGGGCCCAGGGGACCUCAUGGACCUUCUGGACAUGGGCCCGCUGGCGGCCCUCGGCGGGUUCUCGGUGGACUCGCCGGGCGGCCCCGGCGGGGAGCUCACCGACGAGGGUCCGGUGUCGCGGGGCGGCAUGGGGCAGGGCGGCCUCGCCACCCUUUUCGACAUGGUGGGCCAGCAGAUCCAGCAGGCGGCCAAGAGCGGCGGGGACUUCGAGGUGAAGAGGCUGGGCGAUCGGAUGCAGCUGGUUGCCUCGCUGCCCGACUACAAGGAGGACCCGCCCAGCGUGGAGGUCCUGGGCCACUCCUUGAUCGUGCGGGGCCAGAAGACCACUGGGUCCAUGGUGCACAGCUUCCAGCGGAGCUUCCAGCUGCCUCAGGGCGCCGAUGUCGACAACAUCCACGUCGAGUACAGCAAGGUCGACGGGAAGUUCUCCGUGGACGUGCCGAUCAACGCCAAGGCCUCCGCCGCGAAGGGGGGCUCCAGCGCCGCGAUGACGCUGUCGAGCGACUCCGCGAGCGACGACGGCCCGCCCCUGAUGGACAUGCUGGACCCGCUCAGCGGGGGGUCGCAGAUGACCUUCACGUUCUCGUCGGGAGGGCCCGGCCCGCGCGCACCCGUCAUCGACCCGCUCAUGGAGUUGCUGCUGGGCCACUCUCCCUUCGAGCGGCUCGGGCUCCCCGGCAUGGCCGUCGUCCAGGAGCAGCCGGCGCGGGGCGCGGGCUCUCCGCGGCGGAAGGCGCCCGUGGCGGUGCACUCGAAGGACGCGAAGCCCUUCUGGCGGCUGGUCAACGACGGCCUCUUCGACAAGAAGGGGCUGGCGGUAGACCCGGCCAUAGAGAUCGUGGCCCCGCGGGGCGUCCAGCUGGGCAAGGUGCGGAACGGGCGCGUCGACAUGUACAACGCCACCGGCGAGGACGCCCUCCGCGGGCAGCGCGCGCCCGCGGGGCACCUUGCGCUGCCGGUCAACGUGAGCGAGAGGGACUGCAAGUGGGCUUCGGGGCCGGACUCCGUGAGCCCGUGGUUGCCGCUGUGGAUGCUGGGCGGCACGGGCCUGGUCGUCGGCGCCAUCACGCACUACCUGGCGGGCCGCCAGCGGGCCGCGGGCAAGGCCGGCAGGAGGUUCGAGGCCAGGCUGGUGAGGCUGGGCCAGGGCGUCUGCGUCUGCUGCCUGCUGUGCGGGGUGCUGCUCUCCUCCUGCCUGCUCUACCGCCACAGGCAGCUCGAGCUGGAGGAGAGGGUGCUGCACUGCAGGGUGAACCCCGCGGACCUCAGGAGGGUGGGCGUGCGGGUGCAGGGGGAGCUGUGA